AUGGGUGACAACGACGAUCGUAUGGAAGGAGGUGAAAAACUUGAGGUGGAAGGAUUGCGAUUGGAGGUAAUUGAAACAUGGGAAAAAACAAAUGCGGAAAGUUUGCAAAGUUGGCGCAACUCAAUUGCUGAAGCUGAUUCAUUGGCGCAAAGAGUAUUCCAUUUAUCUGACAAACAACGCACCAGAAUUUUUAGUGCGUUUUUUUGCUGGAAAUUAGAGUUGUUUUCAUAGCUUGAAGGUUUUUAAAGAUUCUCCAUGUUUUGCUGAUAAUUUUGAUAUGAAUUUUUCUAGAAAAUGAUGAGUUUUGAAGAAAAAUUGGUUUUUCGCGAUGUUUUCUGCGAAAAUCAAUAUUUCCAAGGCUCUAACCGAUUUUAUAACUUCUCGAAAUUCAUGAAAAACUGGUCUACUUCAAGAUUUUUAGCAUAUUUUAUAUCAAAUGAUCAGAAGAAACCUUCUUUUCAUCAAAUUUCCCAUUUUUCCAGAAGAAAUGGCCGCUCUUCGCCACAUGGCUCAAUUCCAAAAAUCGCUCCUCCUCGCCGGUUCAGCUCCACGUCUCAACACAAUGAUCAUCCGAUCAGCCACAACUCUCAACGACGGAGCCAGCAAAGUGCACGAUCAUUCGGGACACUUCAAAUUCGAGCGUUAUUUCGCCGCCGGUAUGGUUAAAAAUUUGAAAAUCAAACUUGCCAGACCCAAAAUCACCAAUUUCUGAGCAUUUUUUCAUGUAAAUUGCAAAAAAUGAGCAAAACUCGGUGAUUUUGGCUCCCGCGCAGGGAAAUCUAUGCCAAAAUUUUGAAUUUCAAAUGACAGCGCAUUUAUUUAGUGCAAAAACGUGACCUAUAACGUGCCCGGCCCAAAAUCAUCAAUUUUUGAGCAUUUUUCAAUAAAAAAUGAGCAGAAACUGGUUAUUUUGGCUCCCGCACAGGGAAACCUAUGCAAAAAAUUUAGAGAUGAACUUGCCGGACUCAAAAUCAUCAAUUUUUGAGCAUUUUUUUUCAUGUAAUAUGUAAACAAUGAACAAAAAUCGGGGAUUUUGGCUCCCGCGCAGGGGAACCUAUGCCCAAAUUUUCAUUUUCGAUUUUUCCAGAAAUGGUUCACGCAGAAGAAUACGAAAAGAAGGCUCUGGAUCGUAAACUCCGAUUCCAGAACCAAAAAAAGAAGAACAAUAUUUUCAAAGCUCGCCGAGUCAACAACACCAAAAAGCGCUUAUCCCCAACAGCAACAACAACGAAGCAAGAAAAACCGGAGUUUUUUGAGGUCAAUACUAGAAAAAUAUUGGAAAAUCACAUGGAUUUGGGCAUUUUUUGAGCAAAAAUAACUCUUGCCGGACCCAAAAUCACCAGUUUUCGAGCAUUUUUCAUUGAAAAAUAUAAAAAAUGAGCAAAAAUAGGUGAUUUUGGCUCCCGCGCAGGGAAAUCCAUGCCCAAAUUUUGAAUUUUUAAUGAAAAAUGUAAAUUUGGCGUAACCUCUGACGUGGCAAUGUGAAAAUUAUCAUUACUCAACUAAAAAUCUGAAGAUGAACCUGCCGGAGCCAAAAUUACCAAUUUUUGAGCAUUUUUCAUGAAAAAAAUGAGCAAAACUUGGUGAUUUUGGCUCCCGCGCAGGGGAACCUAUGCCCAAAUUUUCAUUUUCGAUUUUUCCAGAAAUCCACCAAAGUCAUUUUGAUAGUCGAUCCACCAUUCGGUGUUUUCAUGGAACCUCUCCUAAAAUCAAUCGAUAAAAUGAAGGAUCGAUUUGAGAAGACGGGAAAAGUACGGUCGAAUUUCUAUUCAAUGAUUAUUUUGCCGAUUUUUAUUCGAAAAUAUGUUUUACACGACGAAUUUUGGAUGUCGGAUUAUCGCGUGAGUUUUUUGGCGGGAAAACGGGGGAAAUUUGAAAAAUUCGCGAGAUUUUUACGCGAAAUUCGGAUUUUUUGUGAAAUUUUGAGCAUUGCUCAUGUUAGAGAUACGAAAUUUUGAAAUUUUAACAUGAGCAAUGCCUGAAAUAAAAGUUCUCGCUAAAAGGCUCCAGAUUUUCUCAUAAACAUGAGCAAUGCUCUAAAACCCCUGUAUUUUCAAGUUUUAACAUGAGCAAUGCCUCAAAAUCCCCAUUUUCCAGGUCACCUACAGUAAUCACAAGCUCUACAGUUAUCCCGAAAAAACGAUUGUUCGAAUAUUCACCAAUUUGCCCAAACCAACGAUGAAUCUCAAAUUUCUGGCUCCCGACUAUAAAUAUUGUGCUCCGUGCCAAAAAUGGGUGACGAAAUCGAAUGAUCAUUGUGAAAAAUGUGAAAAUUGCACGAAUGUUGUGAGUUUUAUUUGAGAAAAAUUUGAAUUUUUUGAAUUUGGCGCCAAAACCUACAGUAAUCUUUAAUUUUUGGCGCCAAAAUUUGAAAAUUAAAAAAAUUUGCCAAAUUUUGAUAUUAAAAUGAAGAUUUUUGGAUAAUUUUGAGAAAAAUUUGAAUUUUUUGAAUUUGGCGCCAAAACCUACAGUAAUCUUCAAUUUUCGGCGCUAAAAUUUUGAAAUUCAAAAAAUUUGCAAAAUUUUGAUGUGAAAAUGAGGAUUUUUGAGUAAUUUUGAGAAAAAUUUGAAUUUUUAAAUCUUCGCGCCAAAACCUACAGUAAUCUUCAAUUUUUAGCGCGAAAAUUUGAAGAUUCAAAAAAUUUGCGAAAUUUUGAUGUGAAAAUGAGGAUUUUUGGAUAAUUUUGAGGGAAAUUUGACUUUUUAAAUCUUCGCGCCAGAACCUACAGUAUUCUUCAAUUUUUAGCGCGAAAAUUUGAAGAUUCAAAAAAUUUGCGAAAUUUUGAUGUGAAAAUGAGGAUCUUUGAGUAAUUUUGAGAAAAAUUUGAAUUUUUAAAUCUUCGCGCCAGAACCUACAGUAAUUUUUGCGGCAAAAUUUUGAAAUUCAAAAAAAAUUCCAAUUUUCCGCGCAGGUCCGCCGCCACGUCACAAAUUCCGCGUCGCAACGCUCCUCAACAAUCACAAAUCCAUUCGAAGACGACGAUUUCCGCUCCUCGGUCUCAAGAACCAUGUCUACAGUAUCCACUAGAAGUACAGUACCCCAGAGUACUGUAGGUCAACAACCAAGGAAUCCAUUUGAUGAACCUGCCGCUGGAGGAGGAGGAGCUACAGUACCAAACUACAGUAACCCGGUUGGCGAGGAUUUUUGA
Molecule: messenger RNA, 3149 nt
Organism: Caenorhabditis angaria
Lineage: Eukaryota; Metazoa; Nematoda; Chromadorea; Rhabditida; Rhabditidae
Source: the annotation of a GenBank genome assembly